GUGGCGAGAGCGAGGCUGAGCGCUUUACCGGCAUUUUGCCUCAUUUCGGAGAAGGCAAAGUAGGGGCGAGGGGAGGUGGGUGGUCGCUCGGUCGGGCUGGGCGCCGGGGAGAGCGGCUGUUCCGGCCUUGUCAUUGUUCGGUGGUCGUCGGAAGAAGAGGCGCGGUUAGUUUACCCUCAGGCGCUCGGCAAUGGCGGACAACGAUAAGCAGAGGCUGAAAAAUUUCAAGAACAAAGGGCGGGAUCUGGAGUCUAUGAGAAGACAACGAAAUGAGGUGGUUGUAGAACUAAGAAAGAAUAAAAGGGAUGAACAUUUAUUAAAGAGAAGAAAUGUACCUCAAGAAGAUGCUUGUGAAGAUUCUGACCUUGAUGGUGACAUCAGAGUGCAAAAUACAUCACUUGAAGCAAUUGUUCAGAAUGCUUCCAGUGACAACCAGGGGCUUCAACUCAGUGCAGUGCAAGCUGCUAGGAAGUUGUUAUCAAGUGAUCGCAAUCCACCAAUAGAUGAUCUAAUAAACUCUGGCAUUUUACCAAUUCUUGUGCAUUGUCUAGAACGAGAUGACAAUCCUUCAUUACAGUUUGAAGCAGCAUGGGCUUUAACUAAUAUUGCUUCUGGCACCUCAGAACAAACACAGGCUGUGGUUAAAUCAAAUGCUGUUCCCCUGUUUCUAAGACUGCUACACUCUCCACAUCAGAAUGUGUGUGAACAAGCGGUUUGGGCUUUAGGAAACAUCAUAGGGGAUGGCCCUCAAUGCAGAGAUUAUGUCAUUAGCCUUGGAGUUGUGAAGCCCUUACUUUCUUUCAUUAGUCCAUCUAUUCCCAUUACCUUUCUUCGAAAUGUCACUUGGGUGAUGGUUAAUCUCUGCCGUCACAAGGAUCCACCCCCACCAAUGGAAACAAUUCAGGAGAUUCUUCCAGCCUUGUGUGUGCUCAUCCACCACACAGAUGUUAAUAUUUUAGUAGACACUGUUUGGGCACUGUCCUACCUAACAGAUGCAGGAAAUGAGCAAAUCCAGAUGGUUAUAGAUUCAGGGAUUGUGCCUCAUUUGGUGCCCCUUCUCAGCCAUCAGGAGGUCAAAGUUCAGACUGCAGCUUUGCGAGCCGUGGGAAAUAUCGUAACUGGUACUGAUGAGCAGACACAAGUAGUCCUCAACUGCGAAGCUCUUUCUCAUUUCCCAGGAUUGCUGACGCAUCCUAAAGAAAAAAUCAAUAAGGAGGCAGUCUGGUUCUUAUCUAACAUCACCGCUGGGAACCAGCAGCAAGUACAAGCGGUGAUAGAUGCAAAUCUUGUUCCUAUGAUUAUACACCUCUUGGAUAAGGGUGACUUUGGUACUCAGAAAGAAGCUGCUUGGGCAAUAAGUAAUCUAACUAUUAGUGGCAGGAAAGAACAGGUUGCAUACCUGAUCCAACAAAAAGUAGUCCCUCCAUUCUGUAACCUGUUAACAGUGAAAGACUCGCAGGUGGUACAAGUGGUAUUGGAUGGGUUAAGUAAUAUCCUCAAGAUGGCAGAUGAUGAGGCAGAAACAAUAGCUAGUCUGAUUGAAGAAUGUGGUGGUUUAGAAAAGAUUGAACAGUUACAACACCAUGAAAACGAGGACAUCUAUAAAUUGGCAUAUGAGAUCAUUGAUCAGUAUUUCUCAACAGAUGAUAUUGAUGAAGAUCCUGCCUUGGUUCCUGAAGCAAUUCAAGGUGGGACAUUUGGGUUCAAUUCAUCCACCAAUGUUCCAGCAGAAGGCUUCCAAUUCUAGAAAGGCAUAAUUCCUGGAGCAAGUGAAAUAAUGCAGCACUAAAGGAAGGUUUAAUCGAUCAUGCUUGGCUCAUAUGGGGUCCACUGCUGCAUUAAAUCGGAGAGCUGUUUUGCAGAUUGCGUUUGGUAUCCGAGAAAAGCCCAAAUGAAGUCAAGCUGGCGAGUGGGUGCGAGUGCGCGUGAGAGUGGUAAAAUGUUAUAAAAUUUCACAGUGAAUGCUAUUUAGGUUGUUUAAAGAAAGGGGGCUAAAAGUCAAAGAGAGGUCAAUGUCUACAAAAUAACUAAACCAAGAUCAAAUUCAGUUAUCUAAACUAAUUAGAAGAAUGAAGCACCUAAGAUACUUCAAACUUCACAAACCAAGAAAGGGACAUCGACCAAGUCAGAAGACCGAGUCAAGGCCUUGCUAUGAAGCACUGUGUGAAUGGACCCACUGUAUGAAUGUCUGGACUCAGUGCUGUGGAGCCAGGUUCAUUACUUGAAAUCUUGGGCUCUGUAUUCACUCAUGAAAAUAAACUCCUCGUCAUGGAGUUAUGUGUGGAAGAGAGUAGUGUAUGGGCGUGAUGUUGUAUGUGAACGCAUGCAAACUUGAUUGCCUUCAAGCGGCUAAUGAAUAAACCCAGAAAAACACCAAAAUGAGUUUGUUUUUAUUAAUAUUUAACAUACACUGGAGAACUUAACCAAUUUAGCAGCAGUGCAUUGUAUAAUUUAUCUGUAGCAAUUUGGAUUGAAUCUUGCAGCAUAAGUAUUUUGCUUGUUUUAUUUCCACCUUGGCUAUUCUAUUUUUUUAAUGUUUAUAAAACUUAUGUAAUUGUAGUUAUGAAUUGUUCCUCACCAAUUGCAACAGUUAAAUAAAUGCUGUGAGUUGCUUUCCAUAGAAAUCACGAAUAUAGUAAUAACUUAACAAUUGUAAUGGUAGUAAGCUGCUCACGUGCACAGAUUUUGCAGAGGAGAAAAUAGAACCUGUACAUGCUCUGCUGCUUAAUAAACUGAAAAGUUGCCAUAAUUUAAAUCCAGGAAACUUUAACCUCCUGCAGUAUUGUGGAGCCUAUCAAUAUUAGUCAUAACUUAGAUAAAUGAAGUUGACUAAGAUAAUCAAAUGACAUGCACCUAUUAAUUGAUGGCUACUUUUGAUUUAUUUUAGCUAUUUUUAGUUAGUUCCUGUGUAGAAUAUAGCACAGAACCUUUGGGGGGUAAAUGCUGUUUAUGAAAAUUUGUUUCAUUUUCCUGUAAUUUUUCCUAAUUAAAAUAUUUUGGUUGUGACUAGUUUUGGUGCUUAUUUUCUGCUAAAGGGGUCAUUGAUAGAAGUGUGUGUAGGUCAACUAACAAAUGUAAAAUUACCCUUGACAUGUUUGAUAUUUUUAGGUUCAUUUUUUAAAAAUUAGAUAAAGUAGCCAUGAACCAUCUGAGCCACUUUAAAAAGAGUUUCAGGAGAGUUGUGUACUAACAAUACACAAUUAACAAUUUAAAAAAUAUCUGGAAGGUAGAUGGUGCCUUAACCAGGUUCACUCUAUUAAAUUUGGUCCAGUGAUCAGUUGUUAAAAUGCUUCCCCUCUUAGUAAAAUGGCUCAUUGUAGGAAAUACUGUGCCUUCAUCCUUAGAGCACAAGUGUUGCAUGAACAAGUGUUGCUGUAUUUAAAACCUAUGGUAAUAGUCACUAAAAGGAAAUGUGGAAAAAUUACCUGAUUCCUAUUUUGUGUUUUUAAAAAAAAAAAAAAAAUUUUGGACUAUUGUAGACUGGAUUAAUAUGUAGUUGUGAUUUCUUUUGUAAAUUAGUUGGUUUAUCCAUGAAGCAUUCCUUGUCGUCCAUACACGUGCUUUGAAAGCUGGACAAAAAUUGGAACAGGCAGAAAGUUGGCUUGCUUACACUGUUUUCCUUUGGAGUGCAGGCUAACCUGUUUUAGAGAAAAUAAACUUUGAAAUUA
Messenger RNA from Pristis pectinata (smalltooth sawfish), 3668 nucleotides. It is a transcript of the gene kpna4, whose product is annotated as karyopherin alpha 4 (importin alpha 3). Gene Ontology annotation, molecular function: nuclear import signal receptor activity; protein binding. Gene Ontology annotation, biological process: NLS-bearing protein import into nucleus. Gene Ontology annotation, cellular component: nucleoplasm; nucleus; cytoplasm. The coding region runs from base 191 to 1747 and encodes 518 amino acids. The record is from RefSeq and is a predicted model, not a curated record. The transcript is spliced from 17 exons. Lineage: Eukaryota; Metazoa; Chordata; Chondrichthyes; Rhinopristiformes; Pristidae.